Sipha flava (yellow sugarcane aphid) is the source of this 1044-nucleotide messenger RNA. RefSeq names its product APOBEC1 complementation factor-like. The transcript is spliced from 4 exons. The record is from RefSeq and is a predicted model, not a curated record. Gene Ontology annotation, molecular function: RNA binding. NCBI's taxonomy places the organism in Eukaryota, Metazoa, Arthropoda, Insecta, Hemiptera, Aphididae. The coding region runs from base 387 to 995 and encodes 202 amino acids.
AAAAAAAUGCACGGUUUUUGUUCAUUAUACUGUACCAGAAUUAUCCGAGUGCACGAAAACUUCAGCCGAGCUCAUUCAUCACGGUACCCAAAACACAGAUAACAUUAAUCGAUAAGGAAAUACGACAAGAUACUACAUGCUCAUAGUACAUAAUUUACGAUUGGUAUUAUAAUACGGAGCCAAGUUGUCUGGAGGAAUAAACACUAUCGACAAAGGACACGCAGAACGCGUCUGUCAAACCUUCUUUCUCCCCACCGCGGCGCACGGAUGGUCAUCGACGGUCUCCGUCUCUUGAGCCGGCAGGGGUUUUCCGCCGCCGACGACUCUUUCAUUUGAUCCCGACUGCCCGCCGAUCGAACACUCCGGCACAUAUCGAUCACACGAUAAUGGCCGACGAACUGGUGUUUGACACGAACUACUCGUUGUUGACCGUCAACUCGCAGAUAAUUUACAAGCCGACGGACGAACGCGACGACCCGGAGCCCGACAACGACCACGAGGUGUAUGUGGGCAACCUACCCGCGUACUACACAAUCGAGAAAUUUGUCAACUUUGCAAAAAUAUCUGGUUCAAUUUACAGUGUACGUUUGCUUAAAGGAAAUGGAGGCUUAAAUAAGGGUUUUGGUUACAUUUUGUACAGAGAGUUGGCUGCUGUUGACAUUGCAAUUAAAACAUUCAAUGAAUGUUAUCUGCCGGAAAGUGAUACUAAUAGACCACUGAUCGUACAAAAGAGCCUACGUAAUACUAUUAUGAUGAUUUAUGGAUUAUCAAAAAGAAAUAAUAAUAUUUUCUACAUUAGGAGUGAAAUUAAUUAUUUUGUAAUCAACCAUCCAUCACUUUUGCUGAAGUUCGAGUGUGAAGAUGAUACUAAGUUAUUUCUAUCUUUUAAAUCAUUAAAAGCAGCACAAAUUUUUAAGAAAAAAUUGAAAGAAUCCUUUAAUUUUUAUGGAGCUAAAAUGUACUACUUCAAUGAUGUAGAAAAUUGGGUAAGUUAGGAAUAAUAAAAAUUAACAUUACCUAUUUAAUAAAUAAUAACAAACCUGC